Molecule: messenger RNA, 1244 nt
Organism: Sinocyclocheilus grahami
Lineage: Eukaryota; Metazoa; Chordata; Actinopteri; Cypriniformes; Cyprinidae
Gene: psme3
Product: proteasome activator subunit 3
Exons: 7
Coding region: 65-520 (151 amino acids)
Biological process (GO): positive regulation of endopeptidase activity; regulation of G1/S transition of mitotic cell cycle; regulation of proteasomal protein catabolic process
Cellular component (GO): nucleoplasm; proteasome activator complex; cytoplasm
Molecular function (GO): endopeptidase activator activity
Source: RefSeq, a predicted model, not a curated record
UAAAAAGAGGAAACUCGAAGAUGGUGCAGGAGAUGACAAAGUUGGUGGGACCAAGGUCUUUGUCAUGCCUGGUGGAAUGAUGAAAAGCAAUGGCAAGCUGGUGGAGCUGAUUGAAAAAGUCAAGCCUGAAAUCAGAACUCUCAUAGAAAAAUGCAACACGGUCAAGAUGUGGGUUCAGUUGUUAAUCCCAAGAAUAGAAGAUGGCAACAAUUUUGGCGUCUCAAUUCAGGAGGAGACGGUAGCUGAACUCAGAACAGUGGAAGGGGAAGCGGCUUCUUUCUUGGAUCAGAUAUCCAGGUACUAUAUCACAAGGGCAAAGCUGGUAUCCAAAAUAGCAAAAUACCCUCAUGUUGAGGAUUAUCGUCGCACGGUUUCAGAGAUUGAUGAGAAAGAAUACAUCAGCCUCAAGAUCAUAGUGUCAGAACUGAGAAACCAAUAUGUAACGUUACAUGACAUGAUCCUGAAGAACAUCGAGAAGAUCAAGAGGCCGAGGAGCAGCAAUUCGGAUGCUCUGUACUAAGAUCCCCCUUCCCUUUCAUUCUUGGCCCGUUGUUCCACCAUUUGGAGCUAGCUUUUGCCUUCAGGUGGUUUUAGAGCAGUCCUGUCACCCAUUAUACCCAGGCCAAGAGAAGGACCGCUCAAUCCGGCCUGAUAGUACAUGCCAUUUAGGAUAGAAUUGUAAAAUAUUGUCACUAUUUUAAACCCUUUAAAAUGAGCCCAUUUUGAUUUUUCUUUUUGUUUCUUAGCGGACAGUAUAAAUGUAUAAAGGCAGAGCCUGAACAUGCGUCCCGAGGAAACUGUCUCAGAUUUGUUUUUCUUUAUUUAAUUAAAGAAGCGUUUCAACAGUGGAUUUCAUUUAUUUUUGUGCAAAGCCAAAUUCUAUGUAGUUCUCCAUUUCAAGUGUUUCUGAGCCUAGUUAAGGGAUUAUGGAUCUACCCAGGAAGGUCGGUUUCUCCGGUCGAGCAGCAGAGAAGCUCUUAUUGAUGCUGUAUUUCACUAAAGCAGGUUACGUUGUUCACCUGAAAUGUACAUGUAGGCUGAAGUGGAAGCGAGGCAGUUAUUGUACAAGAUUUUAUUUGGAAUGUGUGCUGACAGUUAUUACGUGGUGGAAUAUUAUAUUUUCAUCUGAAAUAACUGCUUCAUCAAAUUCUGGAAGCUUUUUAUGGUUUCUUUUUGUCCAGUUUUGAGAGUGAUACAUUUUGCCGAAUAAACUAUUGUUUUUACAAUACAUUUAAGGCACGUCA